UUUUUUACACUGUUACUGUCCCAUCUCCCUCCUAGCGGAGCUGUAAUUUUUCGUGUCUAACACUAACCUCUCUCACCAUCUGCGUGCCUUGCUCCCUUUCAUCUGCCGCCAACGCAAUAGGAGCGCUUCGCGCGCGCUGAUUCACGUUCAGCAGCAUCACUGAAGGCCGGGGCAUAUCACAUCCACUUUACUGAAAUCCUUUUCCUUUCUCCUGGGCACCUAUUCAGUCUGUGUGGUCUGUGAGUCGCAUACCGUAAGCACCUAGGUGUAAGUUGUACUGCAGCUGCUCAUUACUCUCACAAACAGUUCUUAGGCCCUCAAUAUAGGCAAAGACGUUAUCUACAUGGAGCACUAGAUGGCAGUCACCAUUGUCAAAAAUUUUGAGAUGUCGGUGCCCAAGCCAUAGUCACACUUAUUCCCAAGUUCCUGAACAGGCUACGCUGGGAAAUACAGACUAUGCAUUUGAGAUGGCCAUUUCAAACAUUCGAUAUGGAGAAGGAGUUACUAAAGAAAUUGGCAUGGACCUGCAGAAUCUUGGUGCUAGAAGAGUUUGUUUGAUGACAGAUAGAAACCUUUCCCAACUCCCUCCUGUAAAAGCAGUACUGAACUCCUUGGCAAAACAUAGUAUAAACUUUCAGAUGUACGAUAAUGUCCGGGUGGAGCCAACAGACCAAAGUUUCCUGGAUGCCAUUGCAUUUGCUAAAAAGGGAGAGUUUGACGCCUAUGUUGCUGUUGGAGGUGGGUCCGUAAUAGACACCUGUAAAGCUGCCAACCUGUAUGCAUCCAGCCCUAUGGCAGACUUCUUGGAUUACGUCAAUGCUCCUAUUGGGAAAGGGAAGCCUGUCACUGUGCCCCUUAAGCCACUCAUUGCAGUUCCUACAACAGCUGGAACUGGAAGUGAAACUACAGGUGUUGCCAUUUUUGACUUCAAAGAACUGAAAGUAAAAACCGGCAUUGCUUCAAGAGCCAUUAAGCCCACACUAGGCAUCAUUGAUCCUUUACACACCCUGUCCAUGCCAGAGCGAAUAGUGGCCAACAGUGGCUUCGAUGUGCUUUGUCAUGCUCUAGAAUCAUACACUGCUCUUCCUUACAAGAUGCGCAGUCCCUGCCCUACAAAUCCAAUCAACCGACCGGCUUACCAAGGCAGCAACCCCAUCAGUGAUGUCUGGGCUCUCCAUGCUCUGCGCAUUGUAGCUAAAUAUUUGAAAAGAGCCAUCAGAAACCCUGAAGACCGUGAAGCAAGAGCUAGCAUGCAUCUAGCAAGUGCUUUUGCUGGUAUUGGCUUUGGCAAUGCUGGUGUUCAUCUCUGCCAUGGAAUGUCUUACCCUAUUUCUGGUUUGGUGAAAACUUACAAACCAAAGGAUUAUAAUGUGGAUCACUCUUUAGUGCCGCAUGGCCUUUCUGUGGUGCUGACAUCCCCAGCAGUGUUUGCUUUUACAGCGCAGAUACAUCCUGAGCGGCACUUGGAAGCUGCAGAGAUACUAGGAGCUGACAUCCGCACUGCCAGAAUCAAGGAUGCAGGGUUUAUUUUGGCAGACACGCUCCGGAAAUUCCUAUUUGAUCUGAAUGUUGAUGAUGGCUUAGCUGCAAUUGGUUAUUCUAAAGCAGACAUCCCUGAAUUAGUCAAAGGCACUCUGCCUCAGGAGAGAGUGACCAAACUAUCACCACGUCCUCAGACAGAAGAAGACUUAUCUGCCCUCUUUGAGGCUUCCAUGAAGCUUUAUUAGCUUAAAAUUUUAAUCAGAAAAGUAUAUUAUUUUCUAGCUAACACAAAGGUGAUUUCUUAUAGAUAUCAGGCUGGAUUUGUUUAGGGAAUGGAAGAACUUGGGUGUCUUCCUCUUCUGUUCCAUUGCACACUGUCAAAAGGUCAACUAAUUCAUUUUUAACUAAAUAGUACUUUGAAGUGGAAAGCUUGAUUGCGUUUUCUCUUGCUCAGUAGUCAGCGGUAUUACUUGCGUAAAAGCUGGAUCAGACUAUUACCUAUAGUGAAGGCUUUCCUGUGCUUCAGAGGUGGUCAAAAGUGGAAAUUGUUUUUCAAGUGAUAUUCUGAAACAUUUUACAAAAUACUAUUUUUAUUUUUAAAUUGUCUGUGAUUUUGUUUAUUUUAAAGUCAUGUUAUUUUAGGAAUAAUUUAGGUCAUUCUUAAUUCGAAAGGGGAAGUUCCCUUGUGGAAAAAGUCAGCCUCCAAUAUUCUCUUUCACUUUAUGAUCUUUUUACCACCUUGCUCCAGAGCUAUUAGAAGGCUAUUAAAGUAGGGUACUUUUUUGUGGUUUGAUUGAUAAAAAACUUACGCACAUUUUAUAUGUUUGGAAAAGGCUUCCUGAAACUGCAUUGGCGUUAGAAUUUUUUAAUGUCUUGUCAGAUAUUUGUCUUUUCUUUUAAGAUCUAUGUGAAGUGUUCAUAGGAGGAGCAAAAGCAGAAUGAAGUGCACUUCUAAACUCGACAGGAACUGCGUAACAGCAAGACAUCAUCCAUCACGUGUGUCUUUUCUCUGUGGAGGCCACAGCUCCCUUUUCCUGCUGUGUGCUGUGGGAAGAAGCUAUCAACUGUAUCUUGCUUCUGUGUGAAAUAAUUGCUUCUGCUGAGCUCCUGCUGGUGCUGUCACUUAGAGUACAAGCCACCAGCUUAAGGAAAUGGCGGUAUGCUGUGGUUCAGUAUUAAAAAGUGGUGGUGUAGCAUAUGGCUGCACAGUGCCCCACUAGGAGUGCUGGCUAAACAUGGGAAUGAGUGUGCACGUUCAGAACAGUUAACCAGCUGGUUGACUGUCAACUGAGAAAGGGAAGUGGGAAAGGGAGAAAUGAAACUCAAAUUUUAAUACUAUUUUUUCUUGUUAAAACUGUGCACAUGGUCUGGGUGUACAAUUCAUUUAAAUCAAACUCUGCUUCAUGGUGGGCUUUCAGCACCAGCUUCCUGUAGCUACUAACAGCACAACACAAGUGUGAGAAGAACCAUACAACCUCUGAUAUACUUGUUUCUUUCUGCUAGGAAGAGACCAGUUCUUCAGUCGCCCUGUUGAAGUAGUGGGCUCUGUACUUACAUCUUUGCACUCUAGUCUUUGCACGAUAAGACUUGUGCUGUCCUGCAAUCUGAGGCCAGAUCCAUAUUGGAUGGUGACACUGAGUCUAUUUAGUGCUCAGUUGAAGUAGGUAGAUUGAUACUGGUUGAAGACCAGAGGUUUUCUUUUUAACCACAAAAUGGAUUUAGGGGCCAUAGGGACUGUACAGACUGUACAGACUUCCAGACUGUACUGCCAAUAUACCUCAGCCUCUUCUGGGAAACACAUUGGAUUUCCACGUCCUUCAGAAUCUUGUCCUCUCUGCAGAAAUUGCCCGCAAGAAUCGCUAUUGCAAAGGCUUACUUUGCAAUAGCAAAAGAUGAAGGAUUCAUUUUACUGUAUUAUACCAACUUGCCUUAGCCACAGAAAAUCUUUUAGUUAAACCCUUUUGUAUGUAAUUUUUGGUAUGUUUCAUCUUUCCACUCUUGUCUUUCUGCGGGCUGUGGUAGCGGUAGAGUUCUGAAGGGAGGAUUUUUUUCCAGGAGCCUAAUUCCUAGCAGCCAUGUUGCUUAGAGAGAAUAUAGUUUCUGGGGAACUGAACAGUGCAUGGAUUUCCUUACUGCACUUGAGCACUUUGAUGGGCUAGCUAAGAAUGUAGGAUAUUUUACUCCAGUAUGCUUUUUAUUUACCAUUUAUGCAUAUGUGGCAGUUAUUAGCAGGCUGGAUUUUCCACCGACAGAACUUCACACUUAGCUUCCUACUUUCAGGUAACUCGGAGCUCUUGCUAAUUUUUAAAUUAAGCUUCACAACGCCCUUUGAUGUAACGGUUUUUAACAAUGUUUUAGAGAUGAGACAAAAGGUUUGAUACCAUCUGUAAUCCAACAUAAGCACAUUGUGCUGCAAGAAAGGGCCAUUUCUCUUUCCAACAACCCUUUGGUAGCAGCAGGGUUUUAGACUGGCUUAAACUGGUUGUAAAAUCUCACUGGUAGACAUCAGCUGCAUGAAUGUUUCCCCACCACCAAUUAUUAGCUACAAGUGCAAGUUUUCUGAGAAAAUCAAGGGAGCUUAAGUCACCCCACUGUGCUGUCUUUCCAAUAGUGAGGGUUUGAUACUGUAUCACAGCCUGGUUCCUGGCCUGCUCUGAGCAUUGGUAGUUUUACUCACAACUGAAGAGACAGGGGGAACUUUUUUAUGUAUUAUGUAACUAAAUUAUUCUACAGUGAGAAAAUCUAGCUGGUCAAAUAUAUCUGUAUCUUUUAACACAGUUGUUCCACAUGUGACUUCUAUUACUGCUCUGUUACUAAAGGCCUCCAGAACAUCUGUGUGACUACUUUUAAAGGCUACAGGAAUGCAAAUAAUGAAUAAUAUUGCACUUGCUGUAAACAAGCUUAUGAAAGUGUUUGAGAGCUGUGUUUAACUCUGUCAUGCACAGAAUCACAGAAUCGUUUAUGUUGGAUGGGACCUCUGGAGAUCAUCUAGUCCAACCUCCCUGUUCAAGCAGGGUCACCUAGAGCAUAUUGCCCAGGAUCACAUCCAGAUGUUAACUUGAAUCUCGUAAAGUAACUAUGAAUCAAAAUCAUUCAGAGAAAAUAAGCUUUCAUUAGCAUCAUAGAGAAUAACGAUUAUUUCUGCAGAGUUGUUCGUUUGGUGAGCUUGGCUGUAUGCACAGAAAACCCUUGUAUCAUGAGUGAUAAUUGAAAAGAAUGUUACAGAAGUUUCAGAAAUAAAAGCACACAAACUGCUG
Struthio camelus australis is the source of this 4739-nucleotide messenger RNA. RefSeq names its product alcohol dehydrogenase iron containing 1 (gene ADHFE1). Gene Ontology annotation, molecular function: alcohol dehydrogenase (NAD+) activity; metal ion binding. NCBI's taxonomy places the organism in Eukaryota, Metazoa, Chordata, Aves, Struthioniformes, Struthionidae. Gene Ontology annotation, cellular component: mitochondrion. The record is from RefSeq and is a predicted model, not a curated record.